Messenger RNA from Neocloeon triangulifer, 2813 nucleotides. RefSeq names its product leukocyte elastase inhibitor-like. The transcript is spliced from 8 exons. Gene Ontology annotation, molecular function: serine-type endopeptidase inhibitor activity. The coding region runs from base 107 to 1330 and encodes 407 amino acids. The record is from RefSeq and is a predicted model, not a curated record. NCBI's taxonomy places the organism in Eukaryota, Metazoa, Arthropoda, Insecta, Ephemeroptera, Baetidae.
AAACAAACUAAGCUGGGCAUUGUCAAAGUUCACCGGGUUGGAGGUCAGAUUUCGAGUAAGUGGAGCGUGUUUUGUAAUUUCGGUUAGUUAGAGAAGAACUUUCAGAAUGGAUCGGCGCACGAAAUGCGUUUUCCUGCUAAUCUUGGCGAUUUCGUUGGCCAUGGCUUCAUCACCUUUAGACGCAGUUGCUAAAGGCAAUGCUGAUUUCAGCCGAGACUUCUUUAAGGAAGUGGCUCUUUCCAAUCAGGGAAAUAUCAUCUCUUCCCCGUUCAGCUUGCUGGCGGCCCUCGCUAUGGUCCACACUGGAGCUAAGGGCAAAUCCAACUCGUUGAUUGCCCAGGGCCUACACCUGCCCGAGAAAAAGGAGGAUGCUCUUGAAGGACUUCGUCAGUUGAUGGAAAAGCUGAGGAAUGUUGAGAAAGUGGAGUUGUCCAUCGCCAACAAGAUCUUUGUGAAGGCUGGUUUCGAUCUUGUUCCUGAUUACAUUUCCGCCUUGGAGAAAACUUUCAACGUUACUGCUGAAAAUGUCAAUUUCUUGGAAGCAGCUGCAGCUAGCACCAUUAACGAUUGGGUCAAGGUGCAGACCAAGGAAAAGAUCCAGAACAUUGUGAAGAGCAGUGAUUUUGACUCUCUGACCCGCAUGGUCUUGGUCAACGCCAUUUACUUCAAGGGCCCAUGGCUGAAGCCCUUCAUAAAAUCAAGCACACAAGAUCGUCCUUUCUACUCUGAUGAGACCAACAGCAUUGAAGUUCCGUUCAUGUACCAGAAGAGCUACUUCGAAUAUGCCAAGCUUGAUGACUUGGAAGCUCAGCUGCUGAUUUUGCCUUACACAGGCAAGGAACUGAGCAUGGCUAUUAUCUUGCCUGACAAGAGGACUGGCCUGCCAGAGCUGGAGAAAAAGCUGGCCACUGCUGACCUAGGUGAAAUCCUGCAGAAGGCCCACAACAAGGAGGUGGAAGUCUAUCUGCCCAAGUUCAAGAUUGAAACCACUCUGGAUCUUCAAGGUGUCUUGUCCAAAAUGGGAUUGGGACACAUGUUCACCAAUGAUGCUGACUUGUCUGGUAUCAGCGAGUCUGAGCCCCUGCAAGUUUCAAAAGUUUUGCAGAAGGCAUUCAUUGAGGUGUCUGAGGAGGGGACAGAAGCGGCUGCUGCUACAGGGCUAGAGGCUGCUCCAACUUGGUGUCCACCUGAUCGCAGCAGGACAAUUAUUUUUGAAGCUGACCAUCCUUACAACUUCAAUUUGAUCUAUACAAACAAGAAAUGUGCGCAAUCUCCACUAACGCCUAUUCUUGGGUCGCUUAUCGCAGCUGCCAAAAGUAUCGGAAGCUAAAAAUAAGAAGAGAGUAAAAAAUGCGCGUUGAUUUUUAUGUAAAUUCCCCUCGUCAAAAUGCACUGAUUUAGAUUUGUUACUUGAUUGAAUCUUGCUAUAGAAAGCCUAGGUAAUUCAAACUUUUAGUGGGUAUACUGAAUAAAUUUGUGCCUUCAAGUUAAAUGUAAGCAAUUAAGCACGAUAAAAUUAUUACAAGUUAAAGAUAGACUUAUUACUGCAAAAGCGUUGUACUACAUUAAAAAUUUUCACCUUAAAACUUAUGAAUUUUCUCUGUGGAAAAAUUCUUAAAUGUGCAUUUAGCUGAUUCCAAAGAAAUAUUAUUUCUAAUUUUUGGUCAACAGGGAUGAUGUUAAUUUGUGGCGCUGCCCCUAGCCCGCCUCGUCCUAGACCUAUUAUUUUUGAAGCUGACCACCCUUUCAUCUUCAGCUUGUUCUUUAAGAACAAAACACAAGAAAUCUCCAGUGGCCCUAUUUUUUGGUCGCUUAUUGCAGCUGCCGAAAGGUAGCAAAACCAAGAUAAGCAAGACAGCUAAAUUUUAAUAUCAUCGUUAAAUUUUUUUAAUGCUGGAUUCCUAUUCGCGCAAUGAUUUGAUCUUUUUUCUAUUGAAUCUCAUUAUGAAAAGCCCAGCUUUGGUGGGAAAACUGAAAUUGAUUCACGAAGUUAUAAAGUAAAAGCAUUUUCAUAUAGUAAAAUUAUUACAAGAUAUAUAUAGAUUUUUUUACUGCUAAAGCGUCGUGCCAAAUUCAAAAUUCUCACUUUAAAACUUUAAAAAUUUCUAUGAAAGAAUAGCUGCGCAGGUCAAUUUAAAUAUAUAUACUAAUUAUACACACACAUUAUAUAUCAUAGUGGUAAGAGCGCGCUAGAGCAAUUUUACAAAAAGCGCGUGCGCUCUUUUGCGCUCUUCGUUUUUCGCCGCAGCAAUAAUUUUUGAAUUAAAUUUAAAAAUUCCAACGAAUUUUCCACUUCUUUCCAGGUGAAUUAUUAAUUUUUUAUUUAAUUUAUUUUAACAUCCUCUAUUUUUAUAUAUUUAGGUCCUGCUCAGUCCUCUCACUCUCUUCAAAAAGAGAGAAAAAUAGGUUAUUUUUUAAGACUUAAGGUGGUCCUAGUUGCAUAGUCUUAAUACUAAAUGUAAUGCUCAUUGUCUGAUUAUUAUCACUAUAUUAUGUAAUUUAAUUAAAUUCUUUAAUGUUUGAAUUGGGCUUCUAGAUAAAAGCAAGUAUAAAACUUAUAAAAAUAUAUAUUACUUAAUUUUUUUUUUACUAAAUUGAAUGAAAAUUUUGUGUUCUGAAUGAGGAAAAUUUUAAAUAAAGAGGGCAGAGCGCGGGCUCAAAUUUUUCAAUUGAACGCGAGCGCAGUGUUCUUAUGACUCGGAGAGCGCGAUCGCAAGCAUAGGCAGUGAGCGCGAGCCCACUAUGAAUAUAUUAAUUAUAUUAUGUAUGACACUUAGGUCACUAUUUUACAAGUUUGUUGGUUCUUACACCCA